Postia placenta MAD-698-R-SB12 is the source of this 690-nucleotide messenger RNA. RefSeq lists its product as hypothetical. The record is from RefSeq and is a predicted model, not a curated record. Lineage: Eukaryota; Fungi; Basidiomycota; Agaricomycetes; Polyporales; Adustoporiaceae. The transcript is spliced from 6 exons. Bases 1 to 690 code for a protein of 229 amino acids.
AUGUCGGAUGGGAAGCACUUCACUCUUUACUCCCAUGUUGGAGGACCAAAUGGCUGGAAAGUUGUUCUGGCGUUAGAAAUAUUGGGCCUGACGUAUGAGACGGUAUACCUCGACUUCAAGACGGGCGAGCAGAAGGCAGCGGGCCACACGAAAUUUAACCCAAACGGGCGCAUCCCGACCAUUAUAGACCACAAAAAUGACGAUUUUGUUCUCUGGGAGUCCAACGCAAUCUUGCUGUACUUAGUAGAGAAGUACGAUACCGACCACAAGAUCUCCGUCACGGAUGGCAACGACAAAUUUACCCAGCUGCAGUGGCUCUAUUUCCAAGCUUCUGGACAGGGUCCAUACUAUGGUCAAUUAGGAUGGUUUACGGACUACCACCCAGAGAAGGUACCCAGCGCCAUAGAGCGGUACACGAACGAGACGUUGCGCAUCCUAGGCGUACUCGACAGCGUUUUGUCUAAGAGGACGUGGCUUGUUGCCGAUAAGCUGACCAUUGCAGACCUGUCAUUUGUCCCGUGGAACGAAUUAGCGCUGACGAGAGUCCUGACCGAAGAGCAUGGGUACAACAUCGAGAAGGACUUCCCGGCGCUGUACAAAUGGCAUUCAGCUAUGAUGGCUAUGGAGCCGGUACGGAAGACCUUCGAAACUAGGAAGGCGGUUUUCGCAGCCUCUAAGCGUAAGGAAUGA